GUCAGUUAAAAUCGCCAUUUUGUCCUAGCUAGCUGCGUUCGUGGUUGUUCGAGAUUCGUGUUCGUUUUAUUUCUAAUCAAAAUCCGAAAAUUGAUAAUGAUUUUGUGAUUGUUCUCCCAAGUGUACUCACGUUCUUUGAAGAUGGCUCAUUUGAAUCACUGCCGUUUGUGUUUGAAGUUGGUUAAGGACCCCGUCACUGCCGCUAACAUUUACACCAAACUCUCCGAUGGAACUUCGCUGGCGGAACAUUUGGAUACGCUUUUUGAUGUUUUGGUGGGCGAUUACAGCGACGGUGAUGCAUUAAAACUGUUGUGCUCGGAAUGUGUAGCACAGAUUACAAAGUGUGCCUCCGGUAAGGCAUCUGUCCAGCAAAUGGAAACCAUAGGACAAAGAUUUCGCAGCAUGGAGGGCAAUGCACGAAUGUUUAUUCGCGGACAAUCACUGCAAAUCGGGAGCAGUCCGAACAGUUCGAUCAAUUCUCCAUUCGGUAUGAGCACACCGAAAGUUGCCACCGUGCAUCCAGUUUCGGCGUCAACCGGACAGAAACGUACCGCGCGGGAUGCCGAUUUGGAUUGGUUACUCAGCCAACAACCGUCGACUAGUGGAACUCGACGCCCUCAGAAGAAAGUGAUCGUUCGUGAGAUUCAUCUCGACGAAGAAGAUGAUGAGCGUGAAACCGUGGUCAAAACCAAGUGCCCAUUUUGCCAGAUGACAUACAUCAGGCAUACGGCACUAUUGAAACAUAUUGAAUCCAUUCACCCGGAAAAGGAAAUCAAGUACAAGAGCUGCGAGUGGUGCUCCAGAAAAUUUCUGAAUGCAGCUGAGCUGAAGGCCCACAAAUGCGCCAAGAAAAGAAGCAGCGGAGGCGGCUGGUGGGGCUGGCGUCGCCGGGGAUGGUGGUGAACCUCACGCCGCAUGCCGUGGAUAUUCAGAUAUUCCACAUUACUUAUUCAUGUAACAUACUUGAUUUUUAAUAAUAUGACAUUGAAUUUCAUUGAAUUAUUUUUCGUUCUCAAAUGUUCCUAAAUAAACAUUACCUGAUGAAAACAAA
Messenger RNA from Aedes aegypti (yellow fever mosquito), 1051 nucleotides. RefSeq lists its product as uncharacterized. The transcript has 2 exons. The coding region runs from base 142 to 903 and encodes 253 amino acids. Lineage: Eukaryota; Metazoa; Arthropoda; Insecta; Diptera; Culicidae. Gene Ontology annotation, cellular component: nucleus. Gene Ontology annotation, molecular function: zinc ion binding. The record is from RefSeq and is a predicted model, not a curated record.